Cylindrotheca closterium is the source of this 2142-nucleotide messenger RNA. The record is from the annotation of a GenBank genome assembly. Lineage: Eukaryota; Bacillariophyta; Bacillariophyceae; Bacillariales; Bacillariaceae.
AUGUCUUCCGACUCGUCAAUAAAAUCUUCCAAGAAGAAGGGCGGCAGCAAAAAGGGCAGCGCCGUAGAUGGAACGAGCCUGAUACGCGAAGAAGCAUCAGCUAUGGACUGUCAAAACAUUUUGACUGGUUUUUAUGGGGCUCGUGGGGAACGCAUCAAGCAUACAGUGGCAAGGGGAGCGCUUAACAUGCCAAAAGAGUCUAUAGAUAUUAUUGACAAGGCGUCUGAGGACAUGGCGCCAUCGUCGUCGAAUUACAAGCUUCCUGGACUGGAUUCCGUUUCAAGGUCAAUGGUGGAUGCCAAACUUCGUCAAGUGGUCAUCACCGAGCUGACGCCAGAAAGAGUGACUGUAGCACGACAGUUGCCGCAGCCUCCACAAGUUCCCGGUCAAAUGAUGAUGCAACAACAGCAACCGCAAGUAACGCAUGUCAAGGUGAUGCGAACCCGAGUCCAAAACCGAGUAUUGACUCGAACGGUGAUGCAACCAACUGCUUCAGGACAACCAGUGGAAGGAGAGCGAAUUCGUGGUGGCGGUGACAACAACCCUCCCACUAACUUGCCACCUGUUAGUGGACAAGUGCCUCACAAUCCUCAGAUACAAGCGCCACCAGCAGCUGGUGCCGCGCCCAUGUCCACACCGACUCAUGCCCCUUCGCAGCAACAACCUGGUCCUGCCAUGCCACAAGCGCAAACACCACAGGUACAGCAAACCCGUCCCGCAAUGCCCGGACAACAGCCGGCUACACAACCCCAGACGCAACCACCGCAAGCUACACCACAGCCACAAACCGCACAUCGUCCGGCACCAAGCAUGUCAGCACCAGUGGCACCUGCUGGAUCCAAACCCAUGGUACCUGGUGGAGUAGCUCCCCAAGCAAGACCUGCCCAUCCACCGGGGCAAGUUUCGUCAACAGCGCCGCCGCCCCAAUCAAGACCUGUCCACCCACCAGGUCAGGUGCCGUCAACAGCACCGACGUCCCAAGUGAGAUCUACCCACCCAACAGGCCAGGUUCCAUCCACAACACCAAGCGCCACUGUUCCUCCAAAGACUGUGAGCUCGGCACCGCAGACCAAGUUAAUUCCCACCAAGACGCUGAACAACAAGCCCCGACCUCAAUGGAACCAACACAAGCCAGGGCCAAACGACGAAACGGUUACUCCUGGCGACCAAUUGUCACCCAAUCCUGAUUGGUACAAGUCCAACAAAAUUGCUGACUUGGAACGCACCAUGUUGCCCGAAUGGUUUGAUGCCAGCGCUCCACAUCGAACUCCCGAAAAGUAUAUCAAGACAAGGGAACGCGUCAUUGCCAUUUCCAAGACAGUUUUGAAUCGGAACGUGACCAACUCCAUGAUUCGGAGGUCCAUUGAGGGAGAUGCUGGAAGUCUGCAUCGCCUUCGUACAUUUUUGAUCAAUUGGGGUUUCAUCAAUGAAGAUAGUAUCAACGACUCGGCUCCCACUCCAGCAAUUCUACGACAGACCAAGAGGCCGCCGCGCAAGUUUGACGAAAGUCUCAGUGAUAAUCUAAUCACUGCGAUUGUCCAAGAAUCCAAGAAGCGCAAGCUGGAACAUGGCGAUACCGAUGAUAGUGCAAUUGACUGGGAUGAAGUGGCAAAGACUAUGGGACAAGGUGUGACGGGAGAAGACUGCGAACGAAACUUUUUGUCGCUGGGAAUCAAGACCGAAGAACCUCCAGCUAGUCCUCCCAGCAGCGAUGACAUGGCGGUGGAUGGUGAACCUCCAUCUUCGCCAUCGAAACCAGCAACAACUCCCAAGGCUGACGCGUCCAAAGAGAGUCUUCGGCAAGAGUUCAUCAAGGACUUAAUCGACAGUUCCAAUCCAGCCAUCGUCAAGAAGGUUACGAAUGCUGCCCUAAAAGCUUCAGAAGAGAAUGUCAAGGAAGCGCAAGGAGCUGCCGUGGUAGGUCUCAUUGCUUCGAGAGCCUUGGAGCAAGCAAGGGCGCAAGAAGACAACCUAUCUUCCAUCUUGUCGCAACUAGUUAACAAGAGAAUGGAGAAAUUGGAAAAUCGCAUGGCUAUGAUUGACGAUGUUGAAGGAAUCCUGGAAGCCGAAAAGGUGGCAUUGGAACUGGAGCGCCGAGAUUUGUACACGGCAAGAUGUCGGUAUUGGUAUGGUGAUGCCUAA